This is a messenger RNA of Chaetura pelagica (chimney swift), 519 nucleotides long. RefSeq names its product cornichon family AMPA receptor auxiliary protein 4 (gene CNIH4). Bases 109 to 345 code for a protein of 78 amino acids. Gene Ontology annotation, biological process: endoplasmic reticulum to Golgi vesicle-mediated transport. Gene Ontology annotation, cellular component: endoplasmic reticulum membrane; COPII-coated ER to Golgi transport vesicle. The transcript has 4 exons. Lineage: Eukaryota; Metazoa; Chordata; Aves; Apodiformes; Apodidae. The record is from RefSeq and is a predicted model, not a curated record.
ACACUGUCAGAUUUGGAAUGUGACUACAUUAACGCUAGAUCGUGCUGCUCAAAACUCAAUAAAUGGGUGUUUCCUGAAGUGAUUGGUCAUGCUGUUGUAACUGUAUUAAUGCUUAUUUCAUUGCACUGGUUCAUCUUUCUCCUUAAUUUGCCAGUAGCAACAUGGAAUAUAUAUAGGUACAUUAUGGUGCCAAGUGGAAACAUGGGGGUAUUUGAUCCCACAGAGAUCCAUAACCGAGGACAACUGAAAUCACACAUGAAGGAAGCCAUGAUUAAACUAGGCUUUCAUCUGCUCUGUUUCUUCAUGUACCUUUACAGUAUGAUUCUGGCUUUGAUAAAUGAUUGAGAAGUUGAAAAAGAUCGAUUAGCUGCCAAAUUGGGUCAUCACUCCAGUGACUGGUUGUGGAGCUACAGACACCUUCCAAACCUACCUAGCUCAGUGUUGUCAUGCAGUAUAUUUUUCCUCUUUGAACAAUAAAUAUUUUUCUGUAUUUUUAACAUAAAAUAUUUUCAAAAGACA